ACAAAAUCUUUUCUGCAAAAAUACAAGAUAAACCAAAGCUAAAAAUUUGAUAUAUAAUCAAGAAGAAGACGAAGAUGAUGACGGGUCAAGGGAGCUACAUGGCGCCUGCUGGAGGUAAUCCAGCAGUGGUGGUGGUGGGGCAACAUUUUAUGGCACCAUACCCCGUUGAUUUAACCAUUGUGCGCAAGAUGUUGACAAUAUCAGAAGGUAACUUUGGGGUCACGGAUGCUAAUGGUAACAUCAUGUUUAAAGUUAAGGGCAAAUUACUCAGUCUUCGAGAUCGUCGUAUUUUGCUUGAUGCUGCUGGUAAUCCUAUCCUGUCUCUCCAGCAAAAGAUAAUGAGUGUACAUAGAAGGUGGGAGGUUUACAGAGGAGAUAGCAAAGACUCGAAAGAUUUACUUUUCAGUGUAAAGAAGUCAUCUCUUCUCCAAUUCAAGACUCAGUUGGAUGUCUUCUUGGCAUCCAACACUUCUGAACAUCACUGUGACUUCAAAAUCAAAGGUAGCUGGUUCGAGAGAUCAUGCACCAUUUAUGCCGCAAAUUCAACUGUCAUAGCCCAGAUGCACAGGAAGCAUAGCGUUAGUAGCAUUGUGCUCGGAAAGGACAAAUUUGCAGUGACUGUGUACCCGCAUGUUGAUUAUGCCUUCAUCGUUGCUCUCGUUGUGAUUCUUGAGGAAAUCAAUGAAGACCGCAGUGGUGAAGAUUAAAUCAAGGCCACCGAAUAAUUUUGUAUGCAUGUUUACCUUGAGAGGUGAUACUAUGUAUUCGGCGCCAGUUCAUAACUUGGAAUUUUAAAUAGUCUAGAUUUUAAUAGAUUGUAUCUGAUCGUUCAUAUAACAAACUUGUCAUUCUCGUUGUAAUUAGAUUUUGUAAUAUAAUAUUUAAAAUAUUUUUUCCUCAA
Daucus carota subsp. sativus is the source of this 901-nucleotide messenger RNA. Its product is annotated as protein LURP-one-related 15-like. The coding region runs from base 75 to 707 and encodes 210 amino acids. The transcript has 3 exons. NCBI's taxonomy places the organism in Eukaryota, Viridiplantae, Streptophyta, Magnoliopsida, Apiales, Apiaceae. The record is from RefSeq and is a predicted model, not a curated record.